Messenger RNA from Alosa sapidissima (American shad), 1199 nucleotides. RefSeq lists its product as uncharacterized. The record is from RefSeq and is a predicted model, not a curated record. NCBI's taxonomy places the organism in Eukaryota, Metazoa, Chordata, Actinopteri, Clupeiformes, Clupeidae. The transcript has 8 exons. Bases 144 to 944 code for a protein of 266 amino acids.
UGCCAUUUCCAGCGAGAGCAGCGCUAGAAUUGUACUGGGGCACUGGAGACUUUUACUAAGGCACGUGCCCCAGUGAAUAAGGUCUAGUGACGCCCCUGCCUCUCUCUCUCUCUCUCUCUCACUACACGCCAAGAAUAAUCGCAAUGACUUUGGACUCGUCAAAGACAUUCACCAGACUACGUUACUGGACAUGGACAGUUGUUUUCCUCUGUGUAUCUCUACAGUCCAUAAGCUCAGACCAGACAGGCCUUAUUUGUGAUGAAAUUACAUCCAAUGGGACAACCAAGUGCUGUGUGAGCAACGUGCCACAACACCAUCUAAACAACCCUGACUGCGAACAGAAUUGGUUUAGGGUGAAGGGGAACAAACCCGAAGCUAUCGCGAUGUACCCAGAAAGCUGGAUAGACGUGAACAGCACUGCCACUGCAGUUACGCAUAACUGCUUGAUUGUGAGCAGCCCACAGAAUUUAACGUGGAAGUUGACAUGCGGCAGUGAGUGGAUCGAAUAUUCUGCAUCAUAUGUGGUUCCUUUUGAUGGUGGGGAUGCUGCAACGGCUAAUUCAACCAGUCAGUCAUCUGUGAUAGCCAUGUCUGUCAUUAUCCCUCUGGUAUUGAUUACCAUUGCUGUGGUGGCUUUCUUUGGCUUUAGAAAGUGCAAGGAGCGCAAGAGGAUACAGCAACCAAAUUCUGAACUCAAUGACAACUUCCUUACACCACCGCUCGCAAACUCUUGUACCACACGCCAGCAGAAUUCUGCUGUCCAAACUUCUGGAACCUUGGCCUUGGCCACAGUCUCUGUAAACGGAACCCAAAGUCAGUCAGACCCAGAUAUAAAAGGACCUCUCUUGGAGAAGGUUGUGGCCAACACUGUCUCUGGCAUUCUGCCCAAACUCCAGCAUUCUGAACACAAUGGCCAACUGCAACAUUCCAGCACACCCAUUUGAAGCUUCCAAGGCAUGCUUGGAAAAACCCAUCACAUGGCGAAAUCAAAAAUCAUUGAUUUCUGCUCCAUUUCAACCUUCCCUGCAUGGUGAAAUUUCACCAAGAUUCUGAUACCUAGCAACAUCCUAGUUACCGUUCCCUAGCAACAUCCUGGACGCCAUCAAUGCAAAAUCGUGUUGCUAAUGAUGUUGCUAAGAUGGUAUCAGAAUCUUAACUUGGUACAAUUUCACCAUGUGUUGUGUUUUAUUCUGACAAUA